Molecule: messenger RNA, 2673 nt
Organism: Doryrhamphus excisus (bluestripe pipefish)
Lineage: Eukaryota; Metazoa; Chordata; Actinopteri; Syngnathiformes; Syngnathidae
Gene: ccdc22
Product: CCC complex scaffolding subunit CCDC22
Biological process (GO): positive regulation of ubiquitin-dependent protein catabolic process
Molecular function (GO): cullin family protein binding
Source: RefSeq, a predicted model, not a curated record
UUCAUUAUUGUGUCACUUUUACACUCAAGGAGCCACUCAGUUGUCAUUUUCCCCAUCUCUGUCGUUGGAUAAUACCGUUCGCUUCAAUCUGGGGCCGGAGGGGACACCUCUGCGAUAUUUUUUUAUGAAUAAUGCAUCGCCUUUGACUCGGAGAAAAGGAUGGACUCAUUGGAGACGAGCUUCUUACCUUGCUAACUAACAAGUAGCUAAAUGCUAGCCGAUUGGCGCCUACUCCUGUCUUUUGACUACCAUGGAGAAAGCCACACUUAUGCUAAGUGGCUGCUAAGAUAAUUGCUGCAAGCUUUUGAUGCAUUACUACAAUUGUGCACGUUGAUUGAAACACCGGCGAUGGAGGAAGUUGAUAAAAUCUUGAUUCACGCCCUAAAACAAGUCGGCACAGAGCUGAGUGAGGACAUUGACAGUGUCAAAAGUUUCACCAGCGAGCUGAUAGUGGAGGCGGUGGUGAGAUGUAUCCGGGUUAUCGAUCCUGGGCUUGGCAGCGCAUUGCCAACCACGCUCCCUCCCGGCAUGUCUGCCCGCUUCAGAGUGGGCAUGAGCCUGGCCCAGGCCUGUCAGGACAUUGGUUACAAAGGUGAGAUAGGUUAUCAAACCUUUCUGUACAGCAGCGAGACAGAGAUUCGUUCACUGCUCAUGUUUCUUGUGGAGAAACUGCCUAGAGAAAGCGCCGAGGCCUCUGACCAGCCAACAGGCAAAUCCGCAAUUCUUCAGAGAGCCAUUGCUUCUGCCAUUAAAGCCCAGCUGGUUGCACCCUGGCUCCCUCCAAACUGCAGGCUGCCACUGCAUGGUGAAACACAAAUGUCAGGAGCAUUGCACAGCUUCCAUAGCCAACACCUCAGUUUACCCUACGGUGUUAAAGAUCCAGCAAAGAAACCACAGAAAGAGGUAAAGGACUACCAGCGAGAUUUUCUGCGCCCCGUAACUGCUCAGCUCUCUCAUAAUGCCUCUUUGGUGGUGUCCAUACUGGAGCAGCACACAACUGAGCUCACUGCUGCACAGGAAUGGGACAAUGAGUGGAACAGCCAGGGACUUCUGUCACGUCUGACACCACAGGACUACAGGGCCCGAAAACGGACUCGACUGCGUAAACGGAUCGAGGAGCAGUUGCGCUCUGCAGCCCUUCCUUCUGCGGAAAGUGCCUUUGGUGCUCUUGGCUCCACCUCUGAUUUGUCCGAUAUAUUGCAAGCCUUUAAAGGCGCCUCCUCUUCCGACCACAUCCUAACAAAGGGCUCGCACUUUACCCACUCCCAGAAAUUCACUUUCACACAGGAAGUGGAAACGGUGGUGUCCGCUGUGCGGCAGGUAGAUGUUGAUAACCAUCAAAGUCAGCAGGAGGAGCUGGCUUCACUGCAACAGCAAUUACAGCAACUCUGCAUUGACGUGGACCAGCUGACCACCGAACUGAAGCACAUGAGUGUCACAAAUGCUCAGGUACUUGAUGAGACGAAGCAGCGAGAGCAGCACAACAGUGAGAAGGAGGAAAAGAUACAGGUGAAGAAGAAAACCAUUGACUUGUUGCCAGAUGCUGAGAACAACCUAUUGAAGCUGCAGGGUCUUGUGGAGGCCAGUGCCAAGCGGGUGGUGAACCUGGCUGCUCAGUGGGAGAAGCACCGUGCUCCACUUAUUGACGAACACCGCAGACUGAAAGAAAUCUGCAGUAAUCAGGAUAUGGAAUCUUCCAGAAAGCUGUCUGAAAUCAAGGUUUUACAUGACAAAAUACGUGUGUCAACAGAGGAGGCCAAGAAGAAGGAGGAGAUGUACAAACAGCUGGUAUCAGAGUUAGAAAAUCUGCCCAAGGAUGUGUCUCGGGCAGCAUACACACAGAGGAUUUUGGAGAUUGUAAGCAACAUUAAGAAACAGAAGGAAGAAAUUACUAAGAUUCUGUCUGACACAAAAGAGUUGCAAAAAGAGAUCAACAGCCUCACGGGAAAACUGGACAGGACUUUUGCUGUGACGGAUGAACUUGUCUUUAAGGAUGCCAAAAGAGAUGAAUCUGUCCGCAAGUCCUACAAGUAUCUGGCUGCUCUGCACGAAAACUGCAGUCAGUUGAUCCAGACCAUUGAGGACACCGGUACAAUUCUGAGAGAGAUAAGAGAUCUGGAAGAGCAGAUUGAGACAGAAAAUAGUAACAAAACGGUGGCUAAUCUGGAGAGGAUUCUAGAAGACUACAAGGCCAUAAGACAAGAGAAUUCUGCACUUGCUGCCAAGGUUAGAGAGGGCUGACUCUAUACUACCUAGUGAUGGUCACACUUAAAAACAACUGUUGUUGUUGCUCCUUAAUUAGACUGAAACACAUCAUCGAAAGCUAUGAUUACAGUCCAUUAACACCACUUCAUUACCAUUGGGUGCUGAUUUUCUUUAUAAAGAUCAUCCGAUAUUUAUAUCAUGGAAUCUGAACAAGCAUUUUAUUAUGUAGUAAUGAUACUCAUGUCUGAUGCCAGAUUUUUCAUGUUUAAACACAUUUCUGUCCACGCAUGCUCAGACUAUUUAUACCCUAAAUUAAGCAGCAGUGGACAGCAGACGCUGCUGCCUGACCUGCCUUUAUUGGUUUAAAGACCAUUGAUGUUAUUGUUUGAAUCAUUUUCAGACCGUUUAUGGUAUUUGAAUGUUGUAGACUUGAUGUCUAGAUCUAUUAUUAAACUAUUGUUUACAAAG